AUGCCGCCCAUGACAAGACCCCCAUCCCAUCAAGAUAUGACCACCGCCAUACCUAAACUAGAGACCUACUCUGCCCGCAACACCCCUCCCCCCUCCAUGGCAGGGGCAGAGUACACAGGCCAUCAUGAACCAGAGACAUUGGUGGGCCCGCCUAACUGCCUUCUGGCAAAACAGGAUGAGACGUAUGUAGCUCGGCUCCGAGCCGAGGUGGUCAACCCGUAA
This is a messenger RNA of Prunus armeniaca (apricot), 222 nucleotides long. NCBI's taxonomy places the organism in Eukaryota, Viridiplantae, Streptophyta, Magnoliopsida, Rosales, Rosaceae. The record is from the annotation of a GenBank genome assembly.